AUGCUUAGGGAAGAGCUACAGUUACUCCAGGAGCCUGGCUCUUAUGUUGGUGAGGUGGUGAAGGUCAUGGGAAAAUCAAAGGUUCUUGUUAAGGUGCAUCCAGAAGGCAAAUAUGUAGUAGAUAUUGAUAAGAGCAUCGAUAUCACAAAAAUCACACCUUCAACAAGAGUUGCUCUUCGGAAUGAUAGCUAUAUGCUUCAUUUGGUCCUUCCAAGCAAAGUUGAUCCACUGGUCAAUCUUAUGAAAGUUGAGAAGGUCCCAGAUUCUACAUAUGAUAUGAUUGGAGGUCUUGAUCAGCAAAUCAAGGAGAUCAAAGAGGUCAUCGAGCUUCCUAUCAAACAUCCUGAGUUAUUUGAGAGCCUUGGAAUUGCCCAGCCAAAGGGUGUUCUCCUUUAUGGACCACCAGGGACAGGCAAAACAUUACUGGCACGUGCAGUUGCUCAUCACACCGACUGUACCUUCAUCAGGGUAUCUGGUUCUGAGUUGGUUCAGAAGUAUAUUGGUGAGGGCUCCCGGAUGGUUCGUGAACUCUUUGUUAUGGCUAGGGAGCAUGCACCGUCUAUUAUAUUCAUGGAUGAAAUAGACUCCAUUGGAUCUGCUAGAAUGGAGUCUGGAACUGGCAAUGGUGAUAGUGAAGUGCAACGGACCAUGCUUGAGCUUCUAAACCAACUUGAUGGUUUUGAAGCAUCAAACAAAAUUAAGGUUCUGAUGGCAACAAACCGGAUAGACAUCUUGGAUCAAGCCCUUUUGAGGCCUGGCCGCAUAGACAGGAAGAUUGAAUUUCCAAAUCCUAAUGAGGAUUCACGAGGUGAUAUCUUGAAGAUUCAUUCAAGAAGGAUGAACUUGAUGCGUGGUAUUGAUCUGAAAAAGAUUGCGGGAAAGAUGAAUGGCGCUUCAGGAGCUGAGCUAAAGGUCUGCACCGAAGCCGGAAUGUUUGCUCUCCGCGAGAGAAGGGUGCACGUAACACAGGAGGACUUCGAGAUGGCGGUGGCCAAGGUGAUGAAGAAGGACAAUGAGAAGAACAUGUCCUUGCGGAAGCUGUGGAAGUGA
Molecule: messenger RNA, 1050 nt
Organism: Triticum turgidum subsp. durum (durum wheat)
Lineage: Eukaryota; Viridiplantae; Streptophyta; Magnoliopsida; Poales; Poaceae
Source: the annotation of a GenBank genome assembly